AAAUCCAAUUAUAAGGAAGUAUGCGACACGGGGGCGUGGGUAGGUUGUUGAUAGCAUUUUGUCUUUGCUGCCUUCGAGGAAGGAAAGUCUAUUCCUUGUUUUCUGAGAGUGAAGUUAAGUCAUUGGAGUGUCUUAUCGAAAAUAUUGCGGAUUCCGGCGAUUUCCAUUUGUCUCGUGUAUUGCUUCUUUCGCUUGAAUUAACUGCAUGUAAAAAGCAGAGCCUUGAUCAGAUUGUGCACUUAUGUUGUGUUAUUUUUCUUCUGGAGAUGUUUGGUUCCACAGAGGAGCUACUACUUUGGGCGGAGCAAUAUAAGAUCAGAUGUCAUAGUUUUAGUUUCCAUUUGAUAGGUUUUCCCAUGAAUUGUUGUACUUCAAUUCAGGAUCGCCUUUUUCAUCUAGACACUUCCAUGGAAGCAAACGAUCCGUUGAGCUCAGAUAUCACUUUUAACAGAGGGUCGAAAGCUGAUGGAAUAAUUUUUGGCUUAAAUGAAGUGCCAAAUUACCAGCGGUCAGUGCUAGAUAAGCAAACACUUUCAAUUCGUCCGUCAUUCCAACUUGAGUUCCAGGUGCUUGCCAAUAAUACAUCAUGCUGGAUGCGUAAAUAUUACGGGAAAACAAUGAAGGCUGUGAUUUUUCCUUCUAUUCAUCAGUGUAAUAAUACGUCGAAUUUCAUAAUCCUUCUCAUAAAGAUAAAGGUCAAAGUGAUUUUUGUUCAAAAAACUAUCAGUGAUGAUAUUAAGGAGCAUCUCCUAAACGAGAAAAUUUAUUGGUUUGAGCGACUUGGCAAGAUUCAGACAUCUGAGCUUAGAAAAAACAUGUCUGAAUCCUUUUUUCACACCGUAGAUGAGUUUUUAUUUGUGUCGAAGAAUUCUCUUUCACCUCCAGCUUUAGUUCAGAUAAAAUUAAAAAGGGAUGCAUUUGGUGUUUUUGUUCUAGUGAGGAGGAGAUGUAUGCAAAAUAGGCUGGCUUCCACUUUAGAAAAUAAUGGAUGUAUUCUUGAAGGGAAUGGAAUAGAGUGCCGUGAUGUCUUUUCAUUUCCACCCUUCUCUUCAUUAAGGGCCAUUGGCCCUGGAAAGAGUUCAUUUGUUCAUAUCGAUACGUUUUUUGACACAUUAAAGCUGCUUGUUGGUAAUCUUUUGCUUGAGUCAUCUUGUUCCCUUAAGACAACAUAUUCCGGGAAAGGUACUACUCGGCAGAGCAUUUUAAAGCUUUUAUGGUCUACUAGACUUUUUGAAAGUUUAAAUUAUAGUAUUCGUCUAUUACAAACUUCUUAAAUCUUUAUAUCCAAUGUGCGUAUAGUUUAUGCAUUUUAGUAAUUGCCAGCAAAA
This is a messenger RNA of Phytomonas sp. EM1, 1328 nucleotides long. Lineage: Eukaryota; Euglenozoa; Kinetoplastea; Trypanosomatida; Trypanosomatidae. The record is from the annotation of a GenBank genome assembly.